AUGGAUAUCAGAAUGAAGUGCUACCUCUGGAUUUCGAUCUUACUGUGGUGUGUUUGGGGUACUUCCGGUUCCAAUGAUACAGAGUCAUGUCCCGUGAAAUUAAAGCCUUCAGAAGGAACUUCCGGAGUGAAACCAGUUUUAGAUAAACAUGAAACAGCUCUGUUGAUGUUGCUUGGUUUUGGUGGAUUCUCUAUCAUAUUGGCUCUUUUACAUAACGCCGUCCGUAAAUAUGUCUUCCACGACGAACAUAAUCUCGAUACGACGUUUGACGCAGGUGGUAACGUAAGUUUAAGUCUAACGGCUGUUACUGUUGCGUCUCAGCUCUUCUGGCCAGGGGAUAUUUUACACAGCGCUACUCUGACCACAAAGAAUGGAGUUGCUGGGCCAUUUUGGUAUGCUGUUGGUAUCAUGAUCAACAUAUUUAUCUUUCCGAUUUUAUCAGUUCAAUUCAAAACUCGGGCUCCGGGCGCCAAAACCUACUUACAGAUCAUCCAUGCCAGAUUUGGAAAAGCAGCACACAUUUGUUUCUGUUUCUUCGCUCUGCUGUGUAACUUGGUGAUCACUAUUGGAGUAUUGCUUGCAGGCCGAGCUACUAUUCAAUCGCUUACCAGGGACGCAACGGAUGAGUUCUCAGUGCUGAUCAUGGCCACGUUGUUCGGAUCUUACUCUCUUAUUGGUGGACUGGGUACCACAUUCUACGUCUCUUACUUCAACGCUUGCCUGGUCUUCAUCCUGCUUAUAGUCUUCGUGGUGAAGAUCCUCCAUAACACCGACAGCGAGUUCCAUACCAUUGGAAACUCAGAGAAUAUGUACAAAGCCAUUUCCUGUAUUCACGGACCGGAAGAGAACAACGGAAACAGCUUUCUAACUUUCCGAUCAACGGUUGCGUUCUUGUACGGAGUGAUAGAAGUCUUCGUGUCAUCAGCCGUAACCUAUUGCGACCAAGCGUCCUGGCAGAGUCGUAUUGCUGCUAAGCCAAUUCAAGGCGUCUGGGGUUUUAUUUUGGCUGGGUUUAUAUGGUUCUCCAUCCCGUCAACCAUGGCUACUACUACGGGUAUGGCCUACUUAGCUUUGAGCUCCAGUAACGGCAGUCAUCUUUUGCUACCAGGGCAGAUUGACGAAGGUCUAGUAACUCCUCUGAUAGCAGAGAAGAUCUUGGGUUCUGCUGGCGGUAUUCUAGUAUUAACUAUGGGAGCUAUGGCUCUCAUGUCCACAGGAUCUGGCGAGGUUAUGGCUAUCUCUUCUAUCAUCGUCUACGAUAUAUACCAGACUUAUAUCAAACCAUUCAGGAAUCAUCUAGAGAGUGCUCACUGUGUAAUCUGUGGUAAAACUAAGAAAGAAGUGGCUAAGAGAACACGAGGAGAGGUGAUGAGUAUAUGUGACUGUACAGAUGCUACCAAAUGUCCCGGAUGUUUAGACGACGUGCGCAAUCAGUCUAUGAAAGGCUCGUACUCUUCUAAACAAAGUUAUCAAUGUCCAACUCAUGGCAGAUUCCGGGAAUACAAUGAAGUAUUGAUAGAGUUUAAGAACUGGUGUAUUGUAUGGGUAACAAUCGGCAUAAUACCUCUUGGCUUAAUCAUCUUCGAAUCAGGCAUCGAUCUGAACUGGAUCUUCUAUGUCGGAGCAAUCGUUACCAUCCCUUGUUUUCCACCAGUAUUAUUAUCAGUCCUGUGGGUCAAGGCGACUGGAAAGGGUCUUAUAGCUGGUUGUAUCUGUGGGUUAAUUUGCGGUAUUACAGCUACCCUUUCAACAGCAACAAUCUACGAAGGAGGGUUAAACAAGUUCUUAAUCAACACUGUACAAGAUCACGCCAUUUUGGCGGGAACAUGUUGCAGUUUUGGCGUCAGUUUGAUCGUCUGCAUCAUUGGCUCGCUGCUGACUCACAAAAUAAACAACAAAGACGACGAAGAUUUCGAAUGGUUUAAAAUGUACGACAUUGAUAAUCCCCUGAAUCCUUGGGAACUCAACUUCCGGGAAGAUCUGAAAGGUAUGGUGUACGACGUUCGACCAACGUUUGAGCAGAUGAGCAAAGCCUUUAGAACAGCUAAAUUAACAGCAUGGAUUGCAGGUGGUUGCAGUAUAUUGCUGUUUGCUGUUAUAAUUCCCGGCAUUAUGGCGAGCUUCCCUUUGAUGGAUCAAACCCAGUUUUCUAUGUGGCUAACAUUUACGCAGGGGUGGGCUGUUCUGAUGGCUGUUAUUGUAAUUGUUGCUCCCCCCACCGAGGAAAUUAUGAGAAUUGUGAAACAAUGUCGGAAGAAUCGCGGAAUGACCAGUCAGCUGCUGAAGGGUCCGAUUCCUGAGCACAAUGAAAUGACUGUUAAAACCACAGACUAUCUGCUGAGUAACAAUGAAACCCCAACUCAUGUGUGA
Lottia gigantea (owl limpet) is the source of this 2370-nucleotide messenger RNA. RefSeq lists its product as hypothetical. Bases 1 to 2370 code for a protein of 789 amino acids. The record is from RefSeq and is a predicted model, not a curated record. The transcript is spliced from 8 exons. Gene Ontology annotation, biological process: urea transmembrane transport. Gene Ontology annotation, cellular component: plasma membrane. Gene Ontology annotation, molecular function: urea transmembrane transporter activity. NCBI's taxonomy places the organism in Eukaryota, Metazoa, Mollusca, Gastropoda, Lottiidae.